This is a messenger RNA of Carya illinoinensis, 1838 nucleotides long. RefSeq names its product pentatricopeptide repeat-containing protein At1g60770. The record is from RefSeq and is a predicted model, not a curated record. The transcript is spliced from 2 exons. The coding region runs from base 93 to 1568 and encodes 491 amino acids. Gene Ontology annotation, molecular function: protein binding. Lineage: Eukaryota; Viridiplantae; Streptophyta; Magnoliopsida; Fagales; Juglandaceae. Gene Ontology annotation, cellular component: mitochondrion.
GUCACUUCUGCACAACAACACUAGGGUUUUGAGACUUUCAGAAGAUCCAACAAAAGCCCUAACUUCGGAGACUGGAAACCGUUUGGAGCAAGAUGUCGGUGAACCAGUUUCAGUUCGGGCGCACGAAGAGCGUGGCGAAGCGUUCGAAGAAAUACUUGGAAGAAGCGCUGUACACGAGGCUCUUCAGGGAAGGUAGCGAGGAGGCGAGCGUUCGGCACAAGCUCAACCAGUUCCUCAAGAGCCACAAACGAGUCUACAAAUGGGAAGUCGGCGAUACUCUGAAGAAGCUUCGCGACCGCAAGCUCUACUACCCUGCACUCAAGCUUUCAGAAACUAUGACUAAAAGGGGAAUGAAUAAGAUGGUCAGUGAUCACGCCAUACAUCUAGAUCUAGUUGCCAAAACACGAGGUAUUGCUGCUGCAGAAAACUAUUUCAUUGAUCUUCCUGAAUCAUCAAAAAAUCAUCUCUGUUAUGGUGCCCUCCUCAAUUGUUACUGCAAGGAACUGAUGACUGAAGAAGCAGAAGCUCUCAUGGAAAAGAUGAAGGAACUCAACCUUCCUUUAAGCGCUAUGCCUUAUAACAGCCUUUUGACCCUUUACACAAAAACUGGGCAGCCUGAAAAGAUCCCCGCCAUCAUACAGGAAAUGAAGGCCUCCAAUGUUAUGUUGGAUUCUUAUACAUACAAUGUUUGGAUGAGGGCUCUUGCUGCUGUCAAUGAUAUUGCUGAGACCGAAAGGGUUAUUGAUGAGAUGAAGAGGGAUGGCCGAGUUGCUGGAGAUUGGACAACAUAUAGCAACUUAGCAUCAAUAUAUGUUGAUGCUGGCUUAUUUGAAAAGGCAGAAAAAGCACUCAAGGAAUUGGAGAAGAGAAAUGUCUGCAGAGAGCUCUCAGCUUACCAGUUCCUAAUUACGUUGUAUGGCCGAGCGGGGAACCUGAUUGAAGUUUUUCGGGUAUGGCGUUCUUUGAGGCUGGCUUUUCUGAAAACUGCAAACAUAAGCUAUCUCAAUAUGAUUCAGACACUUAUAAACUUAAAAGAUUUACCAGGAGCAGAGAAGUGUUUCAGGGAGUGGGAAUCUGGGUGCUCAACUUAUGAUAUCCGCAUUGCAAAUGCUUUGAUAGGAGCUUACACAAAAGAAGGUUUGCUAGAGAAGGCUGAGGAGCUUAAGGAGCGGGCUCGCCGGAGAGGGGCUAAACCUAAUGCGAAAACUUGGGAGAUCUUUUUGGAUUACUAUUUGAAAAGUGGGGAAUUCAAAUUGGCAGUUGAUUGUGUUGCGAAUGCAAUAUCUAUUGGUAGGGGGGAUGGUGGGAAGUGGCUCCCUUCAUCUGUGGUUGUCAGAAGAUUAAUGGAGCAUUUUGAACAAGAGAAAGAUGUUGAUGGUGCAGAAGGUUUUCUUGAGAUUUUGAAGAAGGCUGUGGAUAAUGUAGGGGCAGAGGCUCUUGAAUCACUAAUAAGAACAUAUGCAGCUGCUGGAAGGACAAGCCCUGUAAUACGCCGUUGGCUGAAAAUGGAGAAUGUUGAGGUGAAUGAGGUCUGCAUGAAGUUGCUUGAGAAAAUAUCUGUUGAGUGAGUUCUGUUUUAGUUUGAAGGGUUUCGCUCAUUAAAAAAAGUUUUAGUUUGUAUGGUUUCUACCGGCUAUUCUGUUUCCAUAAUAAUUCAUUCCUCUUUCUUUUUAACCAAUGUGAAGUGCACAUGGGGUAACCAUUCAAGAGUGCCUCUUCUAUUUGAAAUUUUGAAAUACGUGACUAUGGAUUUUCCUUUAACAUACUGUAGACUCCACUUUGACUAGUGGCUAUAGACCUUUUUGUCUAUGGAAGCUAUGUUAAAGAAUUUGUUGUUA